Passer domesticus (house sparrow) is the source of this 2559-nucleotide messenger RNA. It is a transcript of the gene SLCO2A1, whose product is annotated as solute carrier organic anion transporter family member 2A1. Gene Ontology annotation, cellular component: plasma membrane. The record is from RefSeq and is a predicted model, not a curated record. The transcript is spliced from 14 exons. The coding region runs from base 200 to 2104 and encodes 634 amino acids. Gene Ontology annotation, molecular function: protein binding; prostaglandin transmembrane transporter activity. NCBI's taxonomy places the organism in Eukaryota, Metazoa, Chordata, Aves, Passeriformes, Passeridae. Gene Ontology annotation, biological process: prostaglandin transport; sodium-independent organic anion transport; transmembrane transport.
ACUUUAAAGUUCCCUCGGUGCACAAAGCGAAAGAGGGAGGAGAAAGCGUUUCAUCAUCGCUCCCGAGAGCCGACUUAUAAGAACUUGGCGCUGCCGCUGCCGGGCUCACUCGCGGCUCGGAGGGAUUCGGCACAAUCCGUGCGGGCCGGGCCGGACACGCACAGCCCAAAACCCCCGGGCUCCCCGGGAAGCCCUCGCCAUGGGAGUCCGCCCCGAAGUUGGCAAAUCCCCGGUGGACAUCCCCAGGAGCUCCAGCACCUGCUCCAGGAGUUUUUUCUGCAACAUCAAAGUGUUUGUGCUGUGCCAUGGGCUCCUCCAGCUCUCCCAGCUCCUCUACAGUGCCAACUUCAAGAGCAGCCUCACCACCAUCGAGAAGCGCUUUGGGCUCUCCAGCCUCUCCUCAGGUUUCAUCUCCAGCUUGCACGAGAUUGGCAACGUGGUGCUCAUCAUCUUCGUCAGCUACUUCGGCAGCCGCGUGCACCGCCCGCGCGUGAUCGGCCUCGGGGGGCUGCUGCUGGCCCUGGGGGCCUUCCUGGUGACCCUGCCCCACUUCCUCUCGGGCCCCUACGAGUACACUGCCCUCAGCACGGGUAACAAGAGCCAGGGGCAGGUUGAGCUGUGCUAUGCAGAGAGUAGAUUUGUGUGCUCAAACACCACCCGGGACCCCGAGAAGGAGGCCAGCAGUGUGUGGGCCAUGAUGGUCAUUGCCCAGCUGCUGGCCGGGAUCGGCACCGUGCCCAUCCAGCCCUUUGGGAUAUCCUACGUGGACGACUUUGCAGACUCCAACAAUUCCCCACUCUAUGUUGCCAUCCUGUUUGCCAUUGCUGUGUUUGGCCCUGCCUUUGGGUACUUGCUGGGGUCCGUGGUGCUGCGGCUCUUCGUGGACAUCGGGAGGGUUCACACUGUGGAGCUGACGCCGAGCGACCAGCGCUGGAUCGGAGCCUGGUGGCUGGGGCUGCUCAUCUCCUCGGGCUGCCUGGUGCUCACCUCCAUCCCUUACUUCUUCUUCCCUCGGUACAUGCUGAAAGGAGAGGAGCGGAACACGGAGGCCGGGAUGCUCAGGAAGAUGGAGACAGGGGCUGCUCAAGACACCUCCCUGCUGGAGUUCAUCAAAAGAUUCCCAAAGAUCUUCCUCAAGCUGCUGCUCAACCCCCUCUUCAUCCUCCUGGUGCUGGCUCAGUGCAGCUUCUCCUCCGUCAUUGCGGGUCUGGCCACCUUCCUCAACAAAUUCCUGGAGAAGCAGUAUGGUGCCUCCCCCUCCCAGGCCAACUUCCUCAUAGGAGCUGUGAACCUGCCGGCAGCAGCGCUGGGGAUGCUGCUGGGAGGGAUCAUCAUGAAGCGCUUCUCCUUCUCCCUGCGCGCCAUCCCGCGCUUCGCCGUGGUGGUGCUCGUCUUCUCCAUCCUCAUCUGCCUGCCCAUCUUCUUCAUGGGCUGCUCCACGGGGCACAUCGAGGGCAUCUACCACCCCAGCACACCCAAUUCCCAGCAGCAGGUUAAGUCACGGGUUGGGUGCCAAUGCUCUAAGCAGAUCUUCCACCCCGUGUGCCGGAAAAACACCACGGAAUACAUCUCACCCUGCUUCGCUGGCUGCACCAACAGCACCACCAACCCCUCCAACCCCACACAAACGAUCUACCACAACUGUUCCCUGAAUGGGAAUGAGCUGUUCUCCACCUACACGGGCUCUUGUCCAGUCAGCUGCUCCCAUAUGCUCCUUCCUGCCAUAUUCCUCAUCUCCUUUGCUGCCCUGGUGGCCUGCCUGUCCCACAACCCCCUCUACAUGAUGGUGUUACGGGUGGUGAACCAGGAUGAGAAGUCGUUCGCCAUUGGAGUCCAGUUCUUACUGAUGAGACUGCUGGCCUGGCUGCCGGCCCCAGCCAUGUUCGGAGCCCUCAUCGACUCCUCCUGCAUCUACUGGCAGCAGCAGCAGUGCGCCCCGGGCCGCUUCUGCGCCUACUACAACAACGAUUUCCUCCGGAACAGAUACCUGGGGCUGCAGGUGGGCUACAAGGUGGUGGGCACCGUGCUGCUGGCCCUCAUCAGCUGGAAGGUGAAGAGGAGCAAGGAGUACAACGUGCAGGAGAAGGCGGCGGGGCUGGUGUAGCCCCCGAGGACUGACUCGCCCCCCCAUCACCCACUGCCACUACUUUGUCUUGUUUGGGUUUGUUUUACUUCCCACGGGAGCGACUCUGCCGCUCCGAGCUCCCCUCGCAGGUGCUCCCGGCGAGGGAUGCUCCGGGCCAGCCCCGUCCUGGGAAUGGCAGCGCCCGGGCUCUCCAGCCUGGGAGGGGCAGCCCCGGCCAGCUGGAGCAGGAGGCAGAGGGGGCUGGCACGCAGGGACCCGGAGAAGUGCCGGCUGUGGGCGAUGGUCCCGCUGCGGUGUGACAUUCCCGGCCUGCCCGGCUGGGACAGGAGCAGGGGAGGUGGCUGCCAGGUGUCCCCACAGAGGGCAGCAGGGACACCGCGCACGUGUCGGGACAAGACAGCACAAGGGGUUUAGUGCAGAACAUCUGGGGUUUGUUGCUCUUUUUAUUUUUUAAAUAAAGGUCACUUUUCCAA